GUGUGUUAAGCGGUGGGGUUUCAUUCAUAAAUACUUUUAGCCUUAAAGUCCACAUUAAAGUGAUCACGGAAGAGUUCCGCGUUAUUGACUUCGCCCCUCCACUCCCGCAUGGACCAGGAUAGUUGGGUAGCCAUGCAGCACUACCGUCCUGUUGCUCUGAGGCCAGUGGGUCGGCCCUGAGGGGGAACACCGCUGCUCAGGCUCAGUUGGCUGGGUGCGCUGAGGUGGCUGAGGAUGCAGCAAGGGAGCUGAGGAGGAGACUCCUGAGCUACAGCCCGGCACACACAUUCAGAGCUGCUACUGCUGCUGCUGCGUACUGCCCUCCACCAGGGGGGACUCUCUAGUUGGCCUGGACCAUGAGCAAUGAGUCUACCGUCUGGAACAGCCUACCAGAAAACUCCACAACUCAGGAGAUCCCACUCGAGGUUGAGGAGCAGCAGGAUGGUUAUGUGCUCCUCCUGGUGAUCCUCUCCAUCUUCUUGGUAGGAACACUGACAUUCAUCUCUGUCUUCCUCUUCGCUUGCCGCCGUGGAGGGAAAUGCUGUGCCAGGGCCAGCAAUGACCCUGAGAAAACCAACAACACCUACUUGGAGGAGUCUCAGCCCACCCAUGAAAUCACCAUCAGGGUGGAUGAGUCAGACUGCCUGUCCAUGGCCAGUUCUCAUGACCAAGAAACAGAGCGUUUCCUCUCCACAGGCCCCACAGGCCGUCGCGUCUCCUUCAAUGAGGCUGCGCUCUUCGACCACGGCAAGAAAACCCAGGAGAAAGGCCGCAGGUACACUCUGACGGAGGGUGACUUUCAUCAUCUGAAGAAUGCCCGGCUCACAAACCUCCACAUACCUCCUCCGGCCCUCAAGAUAGUCACCAUCCACGAGUGCGACUCUGCGGAGAACACCAUCACGAUGACAACGCGCCCUGUUGCUAAGUCAGCCCUUUCCAUCUUCCAGCCAAUGCUGUGUCCCUUGCCACAAACAGCGUUGACCAGCCUGAGUGUCAGUCCAAGCUGUGCCCUCCCUGGAGAUGCUCUCAACUCUGUGGUGGACAGCACCAAAGAGCCAAGCCACACUUCUAUUGAAAUGAUGGGAGUGGGGCCUCGGGGCAGAGGCAGCAGUGUCAGUGUGGGAGAAUCAGCAGUGCUGGGGAGCGGUGCCUCUCCUGCUGGUGGCGGUGCAGGCCAGAGGCCCGUGCUGCAGUUCCUUACUAAACUGCGGCGCCAUGCUAGUCUAGAGGGGGCCAGUCCCUACUUCAAGAUCAAGAAAUGGAAGCUGGACAGCAGCCAGAGAGCAUCGAGUCUGGACACCAGAGGCUCUCCAAAGAGGAGACAGUUCCAGCGCCAGCGGGCCGCCAGCGAGAGCAUGGACCAGGAUGACAACGAUGCACAUCAUAUAGACCUCAUCCAAUACAUUGCCCGCACCCAUGACGUCACCUAUCGCCCUAGCCAGCCCACCACAUGCCUCCUCUCGCCUCCUUCGACACCACCCCCCUCCCUCGGCAGGGUAGAGGUAGAGGUGAUGGUGGAGCCCAGCUGCAGCCGUGGAGGACCAGGGGUGAUUGGCCUGUCCCCUGAUCCCCAAGACGAAGCGCUGUCCUUGGCUAGAAGGGAAAGUGCAAACCAAUCCGACCCCAUUGAUCCCCAGGAUUCCCAGUCACUUUACAGAGACAUCUGGACAUUACGUGCAACUCUCGAACAGUACGCAGCCUCUGACCAGAGCAGCAACAAUGACAGGAACUCAGUCUGCAGUGAUGCUGACAGUGUGUGUUCACUUGGUGGACGAACAGACACAGAAAGAGGUCUCCCCAGCUACCCAUCCCAGGAUUUAGGGGAUGAGGGAGAGGGUGGGGAGGAUGACAAGGACUUCUUUGUCUGUAUGGAUGAGAAGAUGGAGGUGAAGGAGUCAAAAAAGAAGAAACAGAAAAGCACAGACUCAGAGCGAGGGAGCAAUGAUGGAGAAACGGGGACUCGUAAAUUACUGCAGAUGGACAGCGGCUACGCGUCGAUAGAGGCUCCGUCUCGAGGUCCGGAAGAUCUGCGACUGUUUGGGAGCAGCAGCAUCACCAGCAGCCCCAAAGACAGAACGGCCCACGAGAAAAGGCAUCAUUUCACCAAUGCAGGGCGAACUGGCACGAUAGGUGAGAGUUUUGAAUCUCAUCUCUUCGAGGAGGAGCCUGAAGAUGAGUUGUUGUUGGGCGCCAGUGGAGGAGUUUCCACCGAAACAGGUGCUGGUUCACUGAGGUGGUUUCCAUACGGUCAUGUGCUCUCUCCUCGAGAAGCUGCACAGCUUCCACCUCAGCAUUUAACCCUGCACCGCCGAGACUACAGCAUAGAUGAGAAGACGGAUGCGCUCUUCCACGAGUUUCUCCGCCACGACCCUCAGUUUGAUCAGCAGGAGUCCCCGCUGAGAAAGCACCGGUCCCGAAUCCACCUACGCAAGCAGUGGCAGCGCCACAAGCAGUGGAGCGAUCCUGGUGUCAGACACUUCCAGUCCUCCUUUGAGAGACAGCGGACGCCUCUAAGGAGGGGUGACAGUGUAAACUAUCCCCUGGACACGAGCUACCACAGUACGCUGCCCCGCAUCGUCAGUGCUCCUGACGAGGAGACGAGCGAUGGGACCAGCAGCACGCCUGACACUCCAAAGGUAGAGCUCACAACAUCUGAGGAUGGAGAAAAGGUGCAGGGCGCCCCCGUCAGAGACACUGAGGACCACACGACCUCUUCCCCUUCGCCUCUUCAUCCCUCCAUUUCAGAGAAAGAUGGAGGACUGACUGAGCUGCCUGACCCUCAGGAUGACAGCAGACAGUCUAGCCACCCCUCUGAACCCCCAGAUGAGCGUUCACGUCAGCUGCUCGACUCGUCGGGAUACGGCCCACAAACCAUCACAGCAGAGCUAACAGACAAACUGAGUGCUAACCUGGAUGAGAGGUUGUACACGGGCCUUCGCAGGACCAAGGACACGGCUACAGAGUGCGUGACCGUGACAGCCACACACGCUUCUCCGGACCACAGCCCAGUGUAGCAGGGCUCCAAUCGUCCUCCUCAUCAUCCUCCUCCUGUCUGCUAAUACACUCAUUUCUUUCUGUUGGGUUCGUCUUGCUUCAGUUUCAAUUAAACACCAAUUCCCAGAUAACCGUAGAUACAGCUGAUCCACCAGAAAUGUACCCACUCUCUCCCUGCAAGUGUCAGCAUUACAAAGCUGUUGAGUCUUCCCAUUUUACAGCUCACUAACAUCAACAUAUCAAAAAUCAUACAAUUUUAGAAAUAACUGCUUCCUCAUUAAGUGUUUCUUUGUGUGUGUGUAUUCUCUUUAUGCCUCUUUUGCUGUCUUUCUGUCUCUGCUCUCCAGUAAAAGCAACUCAAGCUGAGAGCUGCUAUGGCCUCUGUACUCCUUGAUCCACUGUGAAACCAGGUGCUAUUAGACAAGUAGAAGGCUAGUGAAGUGGACAAAACAGUUACCCACCAGUGCUGUGAGAGUAAAUACUGUAGUAAAAACAUAGUUGUGAAUUCAAAGAUUGCUUAGAACAUCAUAAUAAAACUAUAUGAAUCAUAAAUUAUCUUAAUGUGGCCUAUUGCAGGGCAACACAGACCCUUUAAAAAAGUUAAAUUAGUUUAGUAGGCUUAGUUGGCAGCACGGUGGCACGGUGGUUAGCACUGUUGCCGCAC
Neolamprologus brichardi is the source of this 3658-nucleotide messenger RNA. It is a transcript of the gene cbarpb, whose product is annotated as CACN subunit beta associated regulatory protein b. The record is from RefSeq and is a predicted model, not a curated record. NCBI's taxonomy places the organism in Eukaryota, Metazoa, Chordata, Actinopteri, Cichliformes, Cichlidae. Gene Ontology annotation, biological process: negative regulation of calcium ion-dependent exocytosis; negative regulation of voltage-gated calcium channel activity. Gene Ontology annotation, molecular function: transmembrane transporter binding. Gene Ontology annotation, cellular component: plasma membrane; secretory granule.